Scleropages formosus (Asian bonytongue) is the source of this 1135-nucleotide messenger RNA. It is a transcript of the gene hoxb7a, whose product is annotated as homeobox B7a. The record is from RefSeq and is a predicted model, not a curated record. Lineage: Eukaryota; Metazoa; Chordata; Actinopteri; Osteoglossiformes; Osteoglossidae. Gene Ontology annotation, molecular function: DNA-binding transcription factor activity, RNA polymerase II-specific; RNA polymerase II cis-regulatory region sequence-specific DNA binding. Gene Ontology annotation, biological process: anterior/posterior pattern specification; regulation of transcription by RNA polymerase II. Gene Ontology annotation, cellular component: nucleus. The coding region runs from base 107 to 808 and encodes 233 amino acids. The transcript is spliced from 2 exons.
AGGGGGUUCUUUUGGUGUAAAUCUGGACUGCAAUUCCAUAAUUUAUCACGGUACCUCGUAAAACCGACAGUAAAACGUCCCGACCUACAAAUCACCCUCUCGAACUAUGAGUUCAUUGUAUUAUGCGAAUGCUCUGUUUUCCAAAUACCAAGCUGCGAGUUCUGCGUUUCCAUCUGGGGUCAUUGUCGAGCAAACUUCUUGCGCUUUUGCGUCCAGUUCUCGCCGGCCUGGCGGCUAUGUGUCCGGCUCCGGGACCACCGCCUUCUGCUCCUCUCUACCGGGGCUCUAUACUAGCACCAGUAGCAGCGGGGACGCGCACCCGCAGCACCAGAGCGUGCAUUCCGCCAGGUAUGGUGUCCACAGCGGCUCCGUCCAUAGCCACUGCUCCCCCUUUGACCAAGACAUGCCCGUGGCGUCGGCCGGAGGCACGUCGAAGCAGCUCGGCUGCGCCAGGGCAGGCGAGCGUGACAUCCAGCAGCAGAACGAAGGAAACUUCCGCAUCUACCCAUGGAUGAGGAGCUCAGGAGCUGAGCGGAAACGCGGCCGACAGACGUACACGCGCUUCCAGACGCUGGAGCUCGAGAAGGAAUUCCACUUCAGCCGCUACCUGACCAGGCGGAGACGCCUCGAGAUCGCGCACGCGCUCUGUCUCAGCGAGCGACAGAUCAAAAUCUGGUUCCAGAACCGUCGCAUGAAAUGGAAGAAGGAGAACAAGUCCACUGAGCGGAGCUCCGCCGCCGAGGACAGGCCUGGUGGUGGUGGGGAGGAUGAGGAUGAGGAGGAGGAGGAAGAAGAAGAAGAACAGUGAAAGAGCCGCUUCACCUUCGUGUGGCAGAGAAUACUAGACUGAUUUCAAACCGAAUGUUGGGUCCCAUCCUCUAUUUUGUAUGACACUGAGUAUAUCAAACCCCAUUGUCUAUUAUGAUGAUUUUGUGACGUAGGUCUGUUAAUUACUUUUUAUGAGAUGAAAACAAUAAGACAUUUAAUUUUUGUCUAUUUUUGUGUUUUGUCUUAAAAAUAUGUGACUCAUCUCGUACCCUAACAUACCUGGAACUGAAUAUGUUGAUGUGUAUGUCAGUAUUGUGUUGCAAGCUUUUCUAUGUCAUAAAAUGUCAUAAUAAAUAUUAAGGGAUUA